Molecule: messenger RNA, 2143 nt
Organism: Aplysia californica (California sea hare)
Lineage: Eukaryota; Metazoa; Mollusca; Gastropoda; Aplysiida; Aplysiidae
Product: replication protein A 32 kDa subunit-A
Biological process (GO): double-strand break repair via homologous recombination; nucleotide-excision repair; DNA replication
Cellular component (GO): chromosome, telomeric region; nucleus; site of double-strand break
Molecular function (GO): DNA binding
Source: RefSeq, a predicted model, not a curated record
AUUUCAACUCAUCAGGCUUUGGCCAAGGUGGAGGGUUCAACACACCGCAAGGAGAUGAGAAAAAGAAAAGUGGAAAGCGCAGUAACAACAUUGUUCCAGUCACCAUUGCCCAGAUCCUCACAGCAAAGCACGAGGAUGAUGUCUUUGUGUCCAAAAAUCUUGAACUUUUCCAGAUUACCUUUGUUGGUCUCAUAAAAGCUGUGAAUGAGUCAGCAACAAGAAUUGAUUAUGAGAUUGAUGACAUGUCUGGUCCUCCAAUUGAGGUGCGACACUUCAAUGAAACUGAGGAAAAUGAGGACGGAUCAAACACAACUUCAAAUGCUCUCCCCGUCAACACUUAUGUGAGAGUGAAUGGCCUGGUCAGAGCUUUUGGGGGAAAGAGGAGCGUGAACUGCCACAAGAUUUCUCCCAUUACAGACAUGAAUGAAAUGACGUGCCACAUGCUGGAAGUUGUGUACGCAAAUGCAAAUGCCCAGCAGCAGACAGGGGGGCCUUCUGGGUCUGGUCUCGGAAUGGGCAACUCAACAGAUGCUGGAGAUAAUGGUCAACUGCCUGGAUUAAAUUCCUUACAGUCACAGGUUCAGAUGAUCAUCAGGAGAGAACAGUCAGAGAGAGGUUGCAGCAUUGAUGAGAUCUGUCAAAGUUUACGGAGUAUUGCGCCAAAGGCUAUCAGGGAUGCCAUUGAGUUUUUGAGCGUUGAAGGUCUCAUCUACUCAACAAUUGACGAUGAACACUUCCAGGCCACUGAUGGAUAGGUUUUGCAAGUCUGAUUUGGGAAAACCAAACAUGAACCAGUCUCCGUGAUUUUGCUGAUGAACCUGAAACAAAAGACAAAGUUUGUGUGUAGGAAAUUGGCGUGUUAAGACUUACUAAAGAUGGGUCAUUUCAUUUGGUUUGUUUUUUGUGAACUUUUGUCAUGUGCGCAGCAGCUGUUUUGUAACAUCUAUGAGGCCAUCAUUGUGUUCCUUAUUCACUCAUCAUUAUUAUGUCAACGAAUUUGACUCAUGCGAAAUGUAUCUGAGUUGUAGACAAAGCAGAAGAUGUGAUUAAGGGCUUACAGCACAGGAAAAGAUUUUUAAAGUGGUAUGCGGAACAGCAAAAUAAUAAAGAAGACUCGAUGGGUUCCUCCAACCCAGCCUCUCAAAUGUCUGCAAUUUCAUUUUGCGUCUGCUAAAUAAGAUGUCAGAACGAUGAGAGGGAAAGAGGGAAAUGACCAUGGCUAAAAACGUAAAGAAAACUUCAGUUUUUGCCUCGUCCUUUAUGGAUUCUACUGUUUGGAAAGGUGAACAUGUUCUCACAUAGUUGGGUCAAGGCAUUGAAACAUUUUGCUGUUGUCAAUGGGGAGGGAUGCAGACAAUAAACCUCUUGGGUCAGUAAUUUCUUCAUUCUUUCACGAAAAUUUUAUCCAGUCAAUUCAAGUUGCCCAAAUUGUCCACAUUUGAUAUCAUGUGUAGGAACAUUCUUACUUCUUUUGUUUUGGGUUUUUGUUGUUUUUUUGUUUUUGAGGUGCAUUUUUUCUCGACUGUAGAAUGUCAGCUUUACAUUUGGUCUACCUGACACUGACAGAUCUGGUGAAUAAUGUAUAAGAUAAUUGUGUUUGUUGUUUCCCCAGCAACAGGGGAGGGGUUGGUUUAGUGGAUUUAUUUCCCUUUUUUGCAAUUGUCAUUAUUAUGAUUAUACCCAUAAUUAUUUUUCCUGUCUAGAUGCACUGGCAUAUUUUUCAGUUGAACAAAUCAUCAAUGUUUAAAUUCUGAUUUUCUGAGCAGUCAUUAUUCCUUUGAGAAAAAGUCUUUUGUCCAAGGGAAAAUUUGCUGGAAAGUUAUUUGUGUUCUCUCAGUUCUAAAUCCUUCAAGUGGUUCUAGUUUCCCUAACGUUGGUCAUAUUAUUCAGUCUAGACAAUUCCAGCUCAUGGUCGUCACUGAUUGUAAUUCUUAUGUUGAAAAAUAUAUGUUGCCUUGUUGCCUGUAAUUCUCCAUUUUUAUUACCUAAUAAUUCCUAUUAAGUAGAUCUAUUCUUCUCAUUCGUAAUUUCACUACACACUCCUGGCAAGUGUUCGGUAUUCAUGCGAGGUCCUGCGAGAUCAUUUUGACAUUUUGCUGUUUGCACAGAAUGUGAUAUUAAAUGUACGGUACUACCAAAAAUG